Sardina pilchardus (European sardine) is the source of this 1381-nucleotide messenger RNA. RefSeq names its product gap junction protein zeta 1 (gene gjz1). The transcript is spliced from 2 exons. NCBI's taxonomy places the organism in Eukaryota, Metazoa, Chordata, Actinopteri, Clupeiformes, Clupeidae. The record is from RefSeq and is a predicted model, not a curated record. Gene Ontology annotation, biological process: cell-cell signaling. The coding region runs from base 126 to 833 and encodes 235 amino acids. Gene Ontology annotation, cellular component: connexin complex. Gene Ontology annotation, molecular function: gap junction channel activity.
AUGCAGUUCAUCAUCCUUUAAAUAAGAGAAGUUGAAGAGCAGCACGCCCAUGAACGCGCUCUUUGGCCCUCAGGAAGGCAUCGUUAUACACAAGAAAAUACAGGAAGACACUCAAACACAAGGCAAUGGCAGCAGCUAUCGUGACCGGCCUGAUCCCAAUUCUUCGCACUGCCGUGGACACCACCACCACCUACAAGGCCCGCACCCUCUGGUUCGGCUUUGUGGCCGUGCGCCUGGUGGUGUUGUUUGUGACCGAGCUCCCCUGGUUCAAGCUGGACUCCGACUUUGGCUGCAACGAAACGACUCGCGAGAGCCUGUGCACACGUGCAUGCUUCAAUGAACAUUUCAAGCACCCGGGGGUUGUGGCCUGGAACUUCCUCUUCGUUCUCGUCUUGCUCUCCGUGCUGCUCAUGGAGCUCUUCUCUGCCCACCUGCGUGCCUCCGCCCGUAAACGUAGCGCCAAGCAGAAGGGUCCCGAUGGCCAGGCGGCCGAGGUGCAGGAGAUCAUGAUGCUCGACCUCCACGCCAGCAAGGCCACCGUUCUCUUCUACCUGCUGAGCGUGGCGCUACGUAUCGCUGUGGAGGCCUUGUUCGUCUACGUCCUGCUCCAGUGGAACCUGCCCACGAUGACAUCGGAGCCCUUUGAGUGCAACGCUGCCGUCUGCAAGGGGACGCGGUGUGUAGUAAGGGCCGCGCCCGAGAAGGCCAUGUCCAUCUAUGCCCUGGUGUCCAUCUCGGGUCUGGUCAUAGUAGCCAGUUGCCUAUUCUUUCUGUACACUGUUAUGCACUACCUCUGCAACUGUGGUGGAUCUGAGAGAGAUAGUGUUCUGUAAUAGGGUAUACUAUGUAAAGUUUAGUAUUUGGAAAGUUCUGUAUCCAUAUGGGGGUCCAGUAGAAGGAGUUUAGUGAGUCAAAUCAGAGGUUUUGCAGAGUGAGUUUCCAGUUGUAAUGAAGAACUCAGCACUUCUGUUCUAUGUGCUUUAGGCCUCAUCAUAAUUUAGUUAUUAUACUGAUACAUUGUGCUGUUAUUAUUAUCCUGUUAUAUUGUUGCUGUUACCAUAUAUGCAUUGUGUGUGGAAAGUUAACGUUUAGAGAUUAAAGAUGAAACGUUUGUGCUGCAGACUGUUGGUUAGUUGAUUUUCUAAACUGGUUCUUCGCUUUGCGCGCUCUGCGAGUAUAUGGCCUCGCCUCAUGGUGUUUCUGACUCAGGAGAAUCGAUGCCCUCUGGUAAGGGUGUGAAAGAAUGCGCUUGGUGUUACAUGAGGAAGAGCUCGGUGUAACUGCCGGAUUACGUCUCAGCGACCUUGAAAUACCCUCUCGAGUCAGUCCCUCUACCAAAAAAACUUGGCUUUACCCACUUUGAAUGCGCUCGCUGAAAUCA